Molecule: messenger RNA, 2586 nt
Organism: Striga asiatica
Lineage: Eukaryota; Viridiplantae; Streptophyta; Magnoliopsida; Lamiales; Orobanchaceae
Source: the annotation of a GenBank genome assembly
AUGCUCGGUUUGACAUGCUCCCACUAUCCUCUUCCACUUCAACCUCUCUCAAAUUCGCUCCAAAUCACUAACGCUUCAGAACUCAGCUCCAAACACUCAUGGGUGGAAUGCCUUCGCUCCCAAAUCCGUUCAAAUUCCUUCCGACAAGGCAUUGCCACUUUUAUCCAGAUGCAAGAAUCAGGCAUUGUACCGGAUAAUUUUGCUUUACCUGCGGCCCUCAAAGCCGCCGCUUCCAUUGGAGACUUUGAUUUGGGGAAACAGAUUCAUGCGUCUGCCAUUAAACUGGGCUAUGGCGCUCACUCCAUAGUUUCCAAUACUCUCCUGCAUUUUUAUGGCCAGUGUGGGGACGAUGUCCGUCAGGUAGUCAAGUUGUUUGACAAAAUUCCUUUAAAGGACCAAGUUUCGUGGAACUCGGUUAUAAACGCCUUGUGUAAAUACGAAGAGUGGGUCUUAGCUUUAGAAGCUUUUAGGUCAAUGGGUUCGGAGAGAGUUCAGCCUAGUUCGUUUGCUCUGGUUAGCAUUGCUCUUGCGUGCAGUAACCUGGAUAGGCAAAACGGCUUAAGGCUUGGGAAAGAAGUUCAUGGCUAUAGCCUGAGAAUCGAUGAUGGGAGGACGUUUACAAACAAUGCUUUGAUUUCGAUGUAUGCGAAACUAGGAAAAAUCGAUGACGCUAAGAAUGUGUUUGACUGUUUAGCCGACUGUGACUUGGUGUCAUGGAACACAGUUAUCAGCUCAUUGUCUCAAAAUGAUAUAUAUUACGAGGCAUUGGAGUAUUUCAGAUUGAUGAGUGAUGAAGGGUUUCGGCCAGAUGGGGUCACCAUCUCGAGUGUGCUUCCUGCGUGUUCCAACCUGAAGUUUCUGGACCUCGGAAAAGAGAUUCAUGGUUAUGUAUAUAGGAAUUGUGAUCUUCUAGGGAAUUCAUUUGUGGCUAGUGCUCUGGUAGACAUGUAUUGCAAUUGUGAGCAAGUUGUCAAUGGGCGCAGAGUUUUUGAUGGCUCACAGGAUAAAAAACUCGGACUCUGGAAUGCCAUGCUUGCUGGUUAUAUGCAUAACGGGUGUUAUACAGAUGCAUUGGUACUCUUCAUGAAGUUGAUGGUGGAGUCCGGUUUUUUUCCCAACCCGACCACAAUGGCUUGUGUUUUACCAGCUUGCGUGCACGAAGAAGCCUUUGUUGAUAAAGAAGCUAUGCAUGGUUAUGUUUUGAAAUUGGGCCUGUGGAGGAAUAGAUACGUGCAAAAUGCAUUGAUGGACUUGUACUCAAGGAUAGGGAAGAUAGACGAGUCGAAAUAUAUAUUUCACAGCAUGGAGAGUAAAGAUGUUGUGUCUUGGAACACAAUGAUAACGGGCUACGUGGUUUGUGGCUACCACGAGGAGGCCUUGAUUUUGUUACAUGACAUUCAGAUAGGUGGAGUGAAAGAUAACGAGAAUGAUGAUGUUGAUUGUAUUAAACCUAAUGCUGUGACACUAAUGAGCAUUCUUCCCGGUUGUGCUUCUCUUGCUGCCCUAGCAAAAGGGAGGGAAAUUCAUGGCUAUGCCAUUAGGAACAAAUUGGACUCAGAUGUUGCUGUAGGGAGUGCAUUAAUUGAUAUGUACACGAAAUGCGGUUGCUUGAGCAUGGCUGUUAGAGUUUUUAAUACCAUGGAGGUAAAAAAUGUGAUUACAUGGAACACUAUAAUUAUGGCUUAUGGGAUGCAUGGAGAAGGUAAAGAGGCCAUGUCACUGUUCAGGAGCAUGGUAGCUGAAGGUGGGGAAGUGAAGCCUAAUCAGGUUACGUUUAUUGCACUUUUUGUUGCAUGCAGUCAUUCGGGGCUUGUUGAGCAAGGCAGAGAGUUUUUCCGGGAAAUGGCAGUUGAUCACGAGAUCGAACCUAAUUCCGACCAUUACGCAUGCAUUGUUGACUUGCUUGGUCGAGCGGGUCAUCUAGAUGAAGCAUAUGGGAUCAUAAAUUGCAUGCCUCGUGGGGUUGAUAGGGUGGGUGCAUGGAGUAGUUUGCUGGGUGCAUGCAGGAUCCACCGAAAUGUACGACUAGGAGAAAUUUCGGCUCAUAAUCUGCUACUUUUAGAACCGAAUGUCGCCAGCCAUUAUGUUUUGCUCUCGAAUAUAUAUUCUUCAGUGGGGCUUUGGGACAAAGGUAAAUUGGUGAGGAAAAAAAUGAAGGAAAUGGGGGUGAGGAAAGAACCUGGGUGCAGUUGGAUAGAAUUUGAUGACGGAGUUCACAAGUUCGUGGCUGGAGACAAAUUGCAUGCACAAAGUGAGCGAAUUUAUGAAUUUCUUGGUGAUUUGUUUGUGAGAAUGAAGGAGGAGGGUUAUGUUCCGGACACUUCGUGUGUGCUUCACGAUGUUGACGAGCAGGAAAAGGAGAGUUUGUUGUGUGGGCAUAGUGAGCGGCUGGCGAUUGCUUUUGGCCUCCUUAAUGCUCCUCCGGGCACGACUAUUCGGGUGGCCAAAAAUCUUAGGGUUUGCAAUGACUGUCAUUCUGCAACAAAAUUUAUCUCUAGAAUUGUGGGUAGGGAGAUUGUUGUUAGAGAUGUGAGGAGAUUCCAUCAUUUCAAGAAUGGAGCUUGCUCGUGUGGGGACUACUGGUGA